Paramecium sonneborni is the source of this 354-nucleotide messenger RNA. The record is from the annotation of a GenBank genome assembly. Lineage: Eukaryota; Ciliophora; Oligohymenophorea; Peniculida; Parameciidae.
AUGCUGCAUAUAAUAAUAUAUUAGAAAAUGAAAUUACAAUUGGCUCACUUCUAAAUGCCCUACAAUCAAUAUCCAUAAAAAUUGUCAUAGGUUAAUUAUAAUUAAUAUGAAAUGUUAUUUUAAGAAUAUCUUAUAAUGAAUAGCAAUAAACAAAUUUGGAUUAAACUAAAAUAGAAGACUGCAGUUUCAGCUGGCUUCGAUGCAUUUCCUACUAUUACAUUAAUCUUUAUUGUAUCAUACAGUGUCAGGAAAUCAAUUAUCAGGAGUAAUUAAAUAACCAUUUGGAUUAUAAUUAUAUUAUGUGAUAAUUACAAAGCUUUAAUAAAAGAAUAUAAAGAGAUAUAUAACAAUUGA